CACGUGCGAGUUUCGCUCUCUCUCUCUCUCUGGACAGUAAAUAAUUUAUAAUUUUCUUGUGAUUUUUAAAUAUAUCAACAGAAUGGUAAAAGUUAAAAGAAACGCUGUUAAGCACGACGCAAAGAAAGCCGCUCGAAAGGAUUCUACAGACUCUGUUGUGGAGCAUGACUCUCCGGAUGAGGAUCAGAGUGACGUCGAGCAGGCUGCUUCGAGUACCGAUGAUGGCUUUGAAGAACCUACUCCAGUUAAGAAGAACCCGCUUCCCACUUCUGCUACCCAGUCCAAGACAAAACCAAAGAAAAACAAAUUCAAAGAUGAGGCCAAAAAUGUGAAGCCUCCAACUCUAGAGGAGAUGAAGGAGCUCCGCGACACCCGCAACUUAUUUCACUCCAACCUUUUCAAGCUGCAGGUGAAAGAAAUGCUGGAGGAGCUGCAGCUUAAGACAAAGUAUUCAGAGUUCAUUGACAACUGGCUGGAAUCCUUCACUGCCUUCACCGCACAGCUAAAGAGCGGGCUUAUGGAGGGAUCCAAUUUGGAAGUGCCCUUGCGGUUGCCUCAGAAGGCAACUGGGUUCAUGUUCAAUAAGCCUACGAGGGAUCCAUAUCUGAUCGGAGCCUCGUCAACAGGCACUCUUCUGGGCCCCAAAAUUGUAGUGGACGUGGCUCUGGAAAUGCCCAUAGAAUCCAUUCACAAAGAGGACUACGUGAAUCUGCGCUACGAUCAAAGGAGGGCCCUGUACUUGACAUAUGUCACGGAGAGGAUGCGGGAGUAUCCGGAGUAUGCCCAGGAUCUGUUUUCCUUUAAUUAUUUUGCAAACAAUCCCUUGAAGCCCGUCUUGGAGCUUACGCCUGCGGCCAAACAGGUGACGAAGCACCUUCAGAUACGGCUCUUUAUCACGGCCCCGCUGAACAGUUUUAAGCCUGGCAGGUUCGUGCCAUGGAACAAUAACAUUCGGCCCGCCUUUUACAAGGAUGAGUGGGACGAGGAAGAACCAUUGCCCUCAACACAGCACUAUAAUGCCAACGUGCUCUUUGACCUAACGAUGAGCGAGAAUCAGCAGCACUUGGACAAGUUCUUCAAGGGCAAGCGCAACUUUCAAGACGGUCUGUUGCUUCUUAAAGUAUGGCUGCGGCAGCGUGAGUUGAAUGUGGGAUUCAGUGGCUUUGGCGCCCACAUCUUGGCCUCGUUUAUUGUCUACCUGAACCAGCAUCGCCUUCUGCACCAGUCCAGCAGCAGCUACCAGGUAGCACGAACUGUGUGGAACCAACUUGCCAAUACGGAUUGGACCAGCGGUAUCAGUCUGUCUCCCGCUGGAGUAAAGGCGGAUGAUUUGGAAAAGGUGGCAAAGUACUAUGAUGUCGUUUUUCUGGACGUCACCAACCAGUACAAUUUGUGUGCGAACAUUCCGCUGGAUCUGUACCAGAGAGUUCGGGCCGAGGCCAAGUUGGCGGUGGAGCUCCUCAACGACACAAAGAUCAACAGCUUCCCGUACAUUUUCAUGCAGAAAUGUCCUCUCUACAGUCGUGUGGAUAACAUCCUGAAAAUUACACACUAUUCUUGUGUGGAACAAAUGCUAUUGCUGCACUCCAAGCCACAAGUUAAGUACGAUUACGCCGAUUAUGGAUACCCUCAAUUGCUUAAGUUGCUGACAGAGCUUCUUCAAAAAGGCCUUUCUGAACGAGUUCAGGCCAUUCUUCCCCUGGAAACGGCGACUACCGCCUGGCCAGUGGAAAGCCAAGCGCCAGCUAUUGGAAAAUAUAUUCAACUGGGAUUCAUACUUCAUCCAGAUCACGCUUACGAAGUGCUCAACAAAGGCCCUGCCUCCAACGAAGAUCCAGAAGGUGCUGCGGAGUUUCGGCGUUUUUGGGGCGAAAAGUCCAACCUCCGACGCUUCCAGGACGGCAGCAUAACCGAGGCCGUUGUGUGGGGAACCGCCCAAGAUGCUCCUUUUAAGAAGCGCUUAAUCGUACGACAAAUCGUUCUUCACCUGCUGGAACACCACCUCCAGGUGGACAGCAAGGACGUGCAGUAUAUCGCCAGCGAGUUGGAGCAGGUCUAUCGGUUGACCCCUUGGUUCAAGGUUGCCCACUUAAAGACUAAGCUCCCCCUCGAGCAGGAAACUGACUCGGAGGCACUAACCCCGCACGUUAUUCGGUGUUAUGACGAACUGGCUCGGCAACUUCACGGCCUUGACGAACUGCCCCUGGAAAUAGUAUCUAUUUCGGGCACCUCGCCAGUCUUUAGGUACUGUGAACCGCAGCCUGUGUUACCGCAGGCUCGUCUAAAAGAUGACCAUAUCCUCGCCAGUCAUGUGCAGCAGGUGGUCAUACAGCUGGGCCAAAGCGGCAAGUGGCCCAGUGAGUUGACGGCCCUGCGAGCUCUUAAAACAGCUUUUCUGAUAGAAAUUGGUGAGAAGUUGGAGGCACAGUUCCGCCUGAAGUGGUCCAUUACAUCCGAGGGCCUGUUGGUCCUAAAGCAGGGCUUCUGUUUCAUGAUUCAGUUGGCCCACAGCAAGGAGCUGGCGCUGGUCAAGCAAGAGAUCACCGAAAAGGGGGUGACCACAUACGUCGAUAACCCAGAAAGCCGUGCCUUGGAACGGGAGCAUCACAUCCUGCCCAAGGUGAGUGGAGCCUUGCACUCGCUCCACCAGACGCACUCUGCAUUUGGACCUACUGUUCUACUGGCAAAGCGUUGGAUUGCCACCCAACUUCUGGAUGAGGGUUUGUGGCCUUCGAUGGCCACUGAGUUGCUGGUGGCGCAUCUCUUCCAGCAACGUCAUGCCCCCCAGCCCAUUGCCUCUCCUCAAGCCGGCUUCAUUCGAUUCCUGCAAUUGCUCUCCCACACUGACUGGAACAGUGAACUGAUCUUGCUGAACUUUAACAACAGCUGGCAGGAACAACAAAUUACUGAUCUGGAGAACAGCUUCCGCACUGAUCGUCAGAGCUACCCACAUUUAGUUGUGGCCACAUCCUACGAUCAACAGCACGCAGGUCGCCUCUGGACUUCCGAGCAGGCACCCAGCCGGCCGGUGCUCGGUCAUGUUACUAAGCUGGCACGCACGGCUUUUGAUAUAGUUCAGACCAGUCUCAUGUGUAAGGACCUUAGGUUCACUAGUCCCACCCAAUUGUUCCGAGCUUCGAACGAGGGUUACGAUCUGGUCAUACAGCUGAAGCCUGAACUGGUUCCCAACACUUUGUGCUACGACCUUGGAUCUCCAUUUGUGCCCUUCUCCAGUCAGCCAAAUUUCCACCUGCCUCUGGCAGGUGUGGAUCGUCUGGCGGCUGUGGUCAACCAGUUGAGGUCUGCGUACUCUGACUUUGCCGCUUUCUUCUACAAUCCACAUGGCGGCAAGGAACUUGCGAUUAUGUGGCGCCCACCUUCUGAGUUUGCGCCCAAGCCUUUUAAAGUAAAUGAGGUGAAGGCGUGCACGCCGUGUAGCAAUGGAAAGGUCCAAGUUAUCAGGGAGACGCUUCUCGAGGACUUCAAGCUAUUGCUGAAAGACUUUUAUCUGCGAAUCGCAACUCCAGAGGAGCUAAAAAGGGAACAGCGUGAAGUCACCCAACCAAAGCGGUACUUUAAUAAUCAGAAUGAAAAGGAUACGGAUAAGGAUAGCCCCAAGCCCAAGAAGCAAAAGCUUCAAGUCCCAGCAAAGGCUAAUCCCAAGGCCAAAAAGCAAAAGCUCCAAGUGCCAGCAAAGGGUAAUCCCAAGGCUCCUAUAACCGCGAAACCCACUAAAAGGAAGCGACCCAUCAAGGGCUUAAGUGCUUCUGGUUAG
Molecule: messenger RNA, 3775 nt
Organism: Drosophila bipectinata
Lineage: Eukaryota; Metazoa; Arthropoda; Insecta; Diptera; Drosophilidae
Gene: Mat89Ba
Product: nucleolar protein 6 Mat89Ba
Biological process (GO): tRNA export from nucleus; rRNA processing
Cellular component (GO): UTP-C complex; CURI complex; small-subunit processome
Source: RefSeq, a predicted model, not a curated record